Molecule: messenger RNA, 3727 nt
Organism: Carassius auratus (goldfish)
Lineage: Eukaryota; Metazoa; Chordata; Actinopteri; Cypriniformes; Cyprinidae
Product: receptor-type tyrosine-protein phosphatase H-like
Exons: 17
Coding region: 222-2924 (900 amino acids)
Biological process (GO): peptidyl-tyrosine dephosphorylation involved in inactivation of protein kinase activity
Cellular component (GO): signaling receptor complex
Molecular function (GO): protein tyrosine phosphatase activity; protein binding
Source: RefSeq, a predicted model, not a curated record
AAAGGCAGGACAAAGGUUGAUGGGCAUUGUUUUCCCGUAAUGAAAAAAAGGAGAAGUGGCAAUAAAACAGAAAAACAUCAUACUAAAGCUGUCUUGUGUGCGCUCUGUAACACAAGUAGCUUUUAUUAAUUAUUUCAAUUAUAUAUGGUUUUGAAUGCAGUGAGUAGGAAAUUCCAGUUUGAUAAAAGUGGUGUUUACAUUGACCACAUACCGGGUUGAUAAUGAAAGGAGCUUUGACUUUAAUAUUGCUGUGUGUGCUUUCUGCAUGGGCACAAAUCCCUGAUGUAACGGAUGUUUCAGUAACUUGUCGAACAGAAAAUGAAUUAACAUUUCAAUGGGAAGUUGAAAACAGCAGUUACAGUUAUACACUGAAGACACAUGGCAAAGAUGAGUUAAAUAUCAGCUCAUCAGAAACUCCAGUAAAGGUACAAGUCACAUCUCUGUCACCUGGGACUAAAUAUAUUUUCACACUCUACACUGUGUUUGGGAAUGCUAUGAGCAAUGGACAUAUCUUCUCUGAAGUAACUGUUCCAUCUGCUGUUGACAGUGUUUCAGUCAUCACACGGAGUGAGACUGAGAUAAAAUUACAGUGGAAUAAAGUCAACAACAGCAAUGAUUACAGUUAUAAUCUGAAAUACAGGAACAAAGAACAUACUUCAAUAUCUGCAUUACCUACUGAUUCUACAGUGGAACAUACUGUCGAGAGUCUGUCUGCUGGGACUGAAUACUUCUUUACGCUCUACACUGUGUUUGAAAAUGUAACGAGCCGUGGAUACAACUUCUCCAAUGUAACCAUGCCAUCUAAUGUUGAAAAUGUGAUGCCGAAGCUCAAUGACACAGACAUGAUCUUACAAUGGAAUGUUGUACCAAACAUAGACAAUAACACUUACAACUAUACUCUUGAAUACAAAGAUGAAAAAAGGGAUUGCAUUAAUUACAUUGCAGAAAGAAAUGAGGUAACAUGUCAUAUAUCAGAUUUGAAUCCUGGAACAAAUUACAGCUUCACUCUGUACACAGAGUUUGCUGAUCUGAGAAGUACUGGAUUCAACUUCUACCAAAUAACCACUCUAUCCGACAUAACUGGAGUUACAGUCAAACGGUCACAGACGAGUUUGAAGAUCUCAUGGUUAAAGUUAAACAACAAUGACAUCUACAACUACACCUUGCAAAGGCUGGGAGAGGAAAGUGAGAAACAUUUCACUGGAUCUGAUACGUUAACAUAUACUUACUCAUCUCUCACACCAGGGACUGAACACAGUUUUAGUCUCUUCACUGAGGUGAACAAUACCAGAAGUAAAGGAUACAGCUUUAAGAACGUCACUAGUCUUGACUGUGCGUCCUUUAACUGGAAAGUUACCAACUCAUCAAUAGAGGCUGCAGUGAAUGGUUGCACUUAUGUGACAGCUCAAAACAGCACCGGAAGUGGUAAAAAUGACACUGUAGAUGGUAACAUGGUGAAUCUGCAAGACCUAUAUCCUGGAGAAAGCUACACUGUUUCACUGUUUUACGACUUAGAGUCAGAGAAGCUGCUACAGUGCUCACACCGCUUGACAUUGGUUCCAAAUAGUGUAUCUCACCUCCGCUGUAAACAUCAUUCUGGAGGGUAUGGUCUGGCUGUAACGUGGGAUUAUCCAAAUGGAGUUGUGAAUAUGGUGCAGGUAGUUGUUGGCAAACAAAGUUUCAACCAAUCAUAUAAUUCAGAAAAACCACAACAGGUAGAGGUAAAAGGCCUGCAAGCUGCCCAGUGGUACACCGUGACAGCAACGUCAUUCUCUGGAGACACGAGGAGUCAAACAGUAUCAAUCAACUGCCAAACAGAUCCAGCAGGUGUUAUAGCAGGUGUUCUUGUGUUUUUCAUCCUGAUCAUCAUUAUUUGUAUUGGUGUCUUUGUAUGGCACCGCUAUGGUUCUGCAAAGCAUAAUAAAAUGCCCAAACCACCUGUGGAGUCAAAAGUGCCUAAUAAAAACAACAAGUAUGUACAGAUUCCCUUGGAUAAAUUUCCUGAAUAUUUUCAAAACAUGAGUCGUGAUGAGAAUAAAGGUUUCAGUGAGGAAUAUGAGGACUUGAGUUCAGUGGGUAAAGAACAGCCCAGUAUGGCAGCUCUUCUGCCUGAAAACAAGGAUAAAAACAGAUUUACCAAUGUUUUAGCCUAUGACUCCUCAAGAGUGCAUCUCAGCACAAAUGAUGAGGGUGAUUCUGAUUAUAUCAAUGCUAACUACAUGCCUGGCUAUGGCAAUGCAAACAGACAGUAUAUCGCUGCUCAAGGUCCGCUGCCAUCCACUGUCAAUGAUUUCUGGAGAAUGGUUUGGGAGAAAAGGUCACAGGUCAUCGUCAUGGUAACCAACUGCACUGAGAGUGGAAGGGUCAAGUGUGAGCAAUACUGGCCACUGGACUUCAUGCCACGUCUCUAUGGACACCUGCUUGUCACAAAAAAAUCGGAGGAUACAUUUCCAAGUUGGACUCUGCGAGAGUUUAAUGUCAAAAAUAAAACCACCUCUGAGACACGAACAGUGAGGCACUUCCACUUCACAGCGUGGCCGGAUCAUGGCGUGCCCACUGGCACAGAGGAGCUGAUCCAAUUCAGAGGACUCAUCCGUCAGCACAUAGAGAGCUCUUUCUCUGCAGGGCCAACAAUUGUACACUGCAGUGCCGGAGUGGGUCGGACAGGUACCCUGAUUGCGCUGGAUGUUCUGCUGCAGCAACUGGAUAAAGAGAAGGAAGUGGGAAUUUCAGCAUUUGUCCAGCAAAUGAGACUCAGCAGGCCACUAAUGGUGCAAACUGAGUCUCAGUAUGUGUUCCUGCACCAGUGCAUCAUGGAUACUCUACAACCCAAAGUUGUGCCUAAGUCAGAGCCUCUCUAUGAAAACACAGACAUGAUUUAUGUCAACGCAAUAGCAUUAAGAGAAUAUGAAAAACAAUGUUAAAUAUGAUCAGAAAUAUAAGCCAUAUCAUAUGGUCCAAUAACCCAUUUUAAUUAAACAGUCUUCUAUAAAUAAAAACAGAAAGCCUGGAUUACACGGGUAUUAUAUAUGUAUUUAACUAGAUAGCUGUAUAUAGGCAUGUUUUUCAUGUUAAUUGUUUUCUUGAUAAGCUGUGCUUUCUGAAAGAAAACUUUCCUUUGAGCUGUACUUAGUGCUGCUUAAUUUGCACAUUGCUUUUUAAUGAUAAUAUUUUUUUUUUUUUUUUUAAAUUGAAAUAAGACACAGCCUGUGUAAUAUCAGGUGAAUUCAAUUUGUUUUAGAUUAAUACAGAAUAAAACUAUUUUUCUAUCUUUUUUUUCUAGUUUGCCAGUGUCAUGUAUUCUCAGUUGUCGUACAGCAUGCUUUAAAGGAAUAGAUCACCUAAAGACGAUAAUUGUGCAAUUAUUUACAUCAGGACUGGGUACCCUGAUUUAAAUAAUUUCAAAUCUGUAUGCAACAUAGAGAAUGAUUUUAUAUCAUACCAUCAGAUAUAUGGUUUCUGUAAUCUGUUGUAAUAAAGAGCUGUGUAAACAUACUUCAAAAGUUGUGAGUUUCCAGUCAAAUAUAUAACCAGUCAAAUUUAAGUAACUUUCACAUUCACCUUUACAUAUUUGGGUAAACAAUGUUGUGUGUUACCUGUUUUGGUAUUUGCUGGUCAUGUAAUUUUUUUGCACUGAAAAUUUUGAAUACAUUACAUAAAGUCCUAACAAGGCAAAACAUGAUAUGUUUCCAGCCACAAGCAAUAUGUAAAUAAUUAACUUAAAAAA